This is a messenger RNA of Penicillium griseofulvum, 1494 nucleotides long. Its product is annotated as arrestin (or S-antigen), N-terminal domain protein. The transcript is spliced from 2 exons. NCBI's taxonomy places the organism in Eukaryota, Fungi, Ascomycota, Eurotiomycetes, Eurotiales, Aspergillaceae. The coding region runs from base 1 to 1494 and encodes 497 amino acids. The record is from RefSeq and is a predicted model, not a curated record.
AUGUCAACGGCAACUUCAAUUAACAGCUCUGGCUCGGACAGGCUGGAGAACUGGACCCGACGAUCACAGCCUAAGAUCGAGAUCUAUCUUGAAGGUCAAACCGAAGGGCAUGUCAACUCUUAUACCACCGGAGAGAGUAUUGAUGGUACUAUAACCGUCACCGUUGACCAUGAGACUCGAUUUGAUGAGAUUGAGAUCGUGUUCGAAGGUAUCUCUCGAACUACGGUAGAACGGGCAUCCUGUCCCGGCCGCACUGGAUCGCAACAGAUGUUCCUUAAGUUGCGCCAGCCUAUUGAUGAAACGGAAUAUCCGACCCCUCGAGUGCUAGAGGCUGGUCGAUCAUAUGAAUACCCAUUCACAUUCGUCAUUCCGGACCGCCUGCUUCCCCAGGUCUGCUCCCACGCCAAGAAGAAUGCUCACAUUCAACGAUCCCACACUAUGCUUCCCCCCACAUUGGGAGACCCCAUCCUUGCCAGCAAUGGCAAGACACUCCUAGAUGACAUGGCACCCACCAUGUCCCAGAUUGCCUACGCAGUUCGAGCAUCUGUUCUUCAGAAACCCCUCGUCGGCCAAGGCGUGGUAGCCAUCGCCGCCGUUGGGAAGAAAAUCCGCAUCAUCCCAACCGUCGAAGAAGAACCCCCCAUUGAAAUUUCCUCAAGUCCAUCUCUCUGCACCCGCAAAGAAAAAACAGUCAAGCGCGGAACCCUCCGAGGCAAAUUGGGCCGGAUCGUGGCCUCAUCUUCUCAACCAAGACCCAUCCAAUUGCUCCCUCCAAGCGGCGAGCCAACCGACACGGUCAGCACCGUAGCAACCGUAAACCUACGCUUCGAUCCAGUCGGCGACGAACAACCACCCCCACUGGGAACAUUGACCAGCAAACUCCGCGUCAACACCUUCUUCAGCUCCGGCCCAUGGGAAGACUUCCCUUCCACAACCGGCAUGCCCUACGCCCAGAUCGGCUGCGGCCUGUACACAGAAAGCGUCCCUCUACUGACGAUGUGCGUCGCAUCCGCUCAAUGGACAAAACAAUCCACAGCAGCCGACUAUAUCCGCCGCGACUCGACCGACUCAUCAGCAUCCGAUUCAUCAGUCGGCCCGUCCGCCAUUUUCACAGGAGACACAUACUACACCGCAUCAGUAGUAGUCCCCGUCACGCUACCCGCAUCAAAGGCUUUCGUACCAACUUUCCACUCUUGUCUGAUGUCCCGCGUCUACGCCCUCGAUCUCUCAUUGACAUACCACACCCCGGCAACUAAUAUAAUGACACCGACGGUGUCUCUACGCGUCCCGGUCCAGUUCACCAGUCAACCGAAGAGCGCGGAAUUACUAAAGGCUGCGCUUGGUGUUACAGUCACACAGCAGGAACUGGAGGAGUUCUUCCAGCCGCGAAAUGUGACUUCGCCAACUGAUUUCUCGAGUAAUAAUGUCGUUGAUGUUGGACUUGCACCGCCGGAGUAUUCGGAACGAUUGAGUGCUCUCAGAGCGAGCCGUUAA